CAGCACCACUAGCAGUGGGCACUGCGUUGGCGAUAGCUGUGCUGCUGACCAUUUCCGGCUAUGGUGGAUGGCGACGCCAUGACCACCUCGCACAUCUUGUCCGCCGUCGAUCCGGCUGGCAUGAGUGGCACAACAUCGAAUAACAACAACAACAACAACAAUUUGACGAAUGUAAAUGGUGACAAUACCAGUAGUGUUGGCCUAUCACAUCACAGCGCCCACACCAACAACAACAAUGGCAGCCAUUCGUCGAGCGCACAUUCACCACACGCACAGCACACACAUCACAGCCUCGCUACCGGUGGCAGCGGUAUUAGCGGCGGCGGCGGCGGCGGUCUUAUUCAUGGCAUGGGCAGCAGCAUAAAUCAUCUUGGGGCGCCGUUGGCGGCAAAUCGGAGCCCCGGCAUGGAGCGAAAUCUGCACGUCAGCCUGGAUGAUCGUGAAUUAUGGCUACGCUUUCAGAAUCUUACCAACGAAAUGAUCGUCACGAAGAAUGGCAGACGCAUGUUUCCAGUGGUUAAGAUUAGCACUUCCGGUCUGGACCCAGCCGCCAUGUAUACAGUACUGCUGGAGUUCGUGCAGGUGGAUUCACAUCGUUGGAAGUACGUUAACGGCGAGUGGGUGCCCGGUGGCAAGGCGGAGGUACCUCCUGCGAACCCUAUUUACGUGCACCCGGAAUCACCGAACUUCGGCGCACACUGGAUGAAGGAGCCGAUUUCUUUUGCGAAGGUGAAACUGACCAACAAGACGAACGGCAAUGGCCAGAUUAUGCUGAACUCGCUGCACAAGUACGAGCCGCGCGUGCAUUUGGUGCGUGUGGGUUCAGAGCAGCGCCAUGUGGUUACCUAUACAUUUCCAGAGACACAAUUCAUUGCUGUAACGGCCUAUCAAAACGAGGAGGUCACAUCGUUGAAGAUCAAAUACAAUCCAUUUGCAAAAGCCUUUCUGGAUGCAAAGGAGCGUCCCGAUACGCUGUAUUCUCAUGAGGCACCCUACGGAUGGCUAAUACCGCCGCCAACGCAUUACACCAGCGUUGCACAAGCGCCUCCACCACCGCCACCAAGCUUGGCGGUAUCGAAUUCUCCCCUAGGCAUGGGUUGUGACCGCUAUGGACGUACGCUCAGCAGUCGCAGCAUGUCUGCACAUACGGCACGCGCUUCACCUUAUGCACGACCGCGUUUGACUUCAACCACUCCUGGGUCGAGCUCUCCCGGACCUGGUAAUUCUGGCGUGAUGAACGGCAGCACUGGCAGCGCUUCGCCACCGCAGCAGCCACCUUCAGCGCCACACACUCCGACAAGCCUACAAUCCGCACAUACCACCAACUUGGGCACCAGCGGCAGCAAUGUAGGCAUGACCAGCUCCGCAAAUCCAGUUGGCUCCUUUUCAGGGUUUUCCAGUUCCUAUACACAGUCCAGCUUCAUGCCGGUGGAGCCGAGUUCCUCGAUGUUCUCAUACGCGGGUGGCUGGCAAGGCAACGGCGGUUAUUGGAGUUCGCCGGCAGCAGUGAGUGCCGUUCCGCCGACAGCAGUGCCGGUAAAUGUAAGCCAAAGCAGCAACGGCGGCAGCGGCGCUGGUCGUCCGAUUUCUGCACACAACUCUCCAUCUCCGACAAAUGGUGGAUCGCCGAAUUACACCAGUCCAUCGCCAGGCUAUACCAUUCACCACCUCACAUCACACCCGUCGCAUCAAUACAAUGUCGCACAGUCAGCGGCGGCAGCAGCUGCACAUGCAGCUGAUAUGUAUCAGACCAGCACGCCCUCACAGUCCUAUGGUGCACCACCAACGCACCACCAAGUUUACCACCCAACGCCCACCUCGCCCUCGCACCAGUUGUACACGAACGUAUUGAACGCGCCCACGGCGCUGAGCUACGCGGGUACCUCGUGGCACAAUGGCGGCGGCGCUGAGUAUGGAUUGUAUCAGAACGCAGCAUAUGGAUAUCAGCCGGAGUACAUACCGCUGGUAUCGGAUUUGGGUUAUACCUCACAUCCGCUUGAACCCAUCGAUGUUCCUAAAUCACUCGAAGAUCCACAGGCUGCUAUCUAUAAGUCGCCCCCCCAGCAGACCAGCAGUGAAGGCGGUAGCGGCGGCGAUGGCAGCUCAGUUCUCACUUUGGAAUGCAGCAAUUUGAAAGUCCACUCGCCUUCGGUUGCCGUAAAGUUAGAGACACUGGACAGUGUUGUGCCGCCCAGUCACGAACGUGCAUCGGUGGUCGCCACUUCAGCUGUAACCGCCAGUCCGACUACGUCGAGCGGCACAUGGACGCCACUCACACCACCACAGAGCACGCUGCAGUAGAAAGAAAGCUGAGGAAGUGGACAGAAAGCCUUCAGAAGCCGACUUGUUCAAAUAAUUACUUACAUACAUAUGUAUAUAUUAAAGAGCCUAUAGUUUGUAUAAAUUAUUGAGUACUAGAAACCUAAACUUAAAUAGGUUUACAUGUUUUUUUUUUUAUUAUAGUAUGCAACUAGUUAUAAAAUAAUAUUUAGUUGAUAAACAAAUAUGGAAAUUUGUGCUUAUUUGCUUAGAAAUAACUUGAUGAACUGUAUCUAAACUUUGGUUGAGAAGAUGAAAUAAAUAGAUUUAGUAAUAAAUUAUACUCGCUAUUGGCUAAUUUUAUUCUAU
Messenger RNA from Rhagoletis pomonella (apple maggot), 2628 nucleotides. RefSeq names its product T-related protein-like. Gene Ontology annotation, cellular component: nucleus. The coding region runs from base 61 to 2301 and encodes 746 amino acids. Gene Ontology annotation, molecular function: RNA polymerase II cis-regulatory region sequence-specific DNA binding; DNA-binding transcription factor activity, RNA polymerase II-specific. Lineage: Eukaryota; Metazoa; Arthropoda; Insecta; Diptera; Tephritidae. The record is from RefSeq and is a predicted model, not a curated record. The transcript has 7 exons. Gene Ontology annotation, biological process: mesoderm formation; cell fate specification; heart morphogenesis.